AUGGCUGUUCCCAAUAGCUAUGUGCUGAUCUUUGCCUGCACCUGUGCAGUGAUCCUGGGCAUUGGGCUCUGUGCCAACUUGCUGGUCUUCUCUUUGUUUGCAAAGUACAACACCCUGCGUAAGAACCGCCUCGACAUCCUCCUACUCAGUAUGACCCUGGCCGACUUCCUCACCCUCCUGCUCAUCCCCUUCACCUUGCACUCCGCCGUCAGUCACUCCUGGCCUCUGGGUGACACCUCCUGCAAGGUCUACCAGUUCCUGCUAGCCUUCAGCCUAGCGGCCAGCACCUACUCGCUGUGUGCCGUGUCCAUGACCCGCGCCAUGAUCAUCACCAACCCGUACCAGCCGCCAACCAUGGACCUGGUCAUCCUCAUGUUUGUCUUGGUCUGGGCCCUCAGCUUCUUCAUCAGCCUGCCACUGCGUAUGUUUGCCACCAAAGAGAGCCUGGGCCCAAGCCUGGCCAACUUCACCUUCUGCCUUCCAACCAUUCAUGAGCACCACUACCAAGUCGUGCUGAGCCAGUUUGUGCUUUACUACUUUGUUCCGAUGCUAGUCAUCGCCUUCAACUAUGUCCGGCUGGCACUUUUUCUCCACAAGAGCCCAGUAAUGUCGAUUUCCAGUGCCAGGAACACCCGCCGUGCCUCCGUUAUGGUGUUCUUGGCCGCUGCUACCUUCUCAGUGUGCUGGCUGCCCGGUUAUGUGCUGGAGCUGUGUGUGUACCUGGGGCUGUAUCACCAUGGACAGGCUUGGGAGAUGUUUUACUUCACCUGUACUGUGCUGCAGUACCUGCACCCCUGUGUCAACCCCGUGCUCUAUGUGCUGCUGUCAAAGCGCUACCGCCACAGGAGGGCAGCCUGGCUCUUCAGCUGUAACAAGAACAGAGUGCAGCCACAGGUCAUCAGCGUCACCACAGACAGCUUUUAA
Molecule: messenger RNA, 924 nt
Organism: Anoplopoma fimbria (sablefish)
Lineage: Eukaryota; Metazoa; Chordata; Actinopteri; Perciformes; Anoplopomatidae
Product: galanin receptor 2a
Exons: 1
Coding region: 1-924 (307 amino acids)
Biological process (GO): G protein-coupled receptor signaling pathway
Cellular component (GO): membrane
Molecular function (GO): G protein-coupled receptor activity
Source: RefSeq, a predicted model, not a curated record